This is a messenger RNA of Boleophthalmus pectinirostris (great blue-spotted mudskipper), 995 nucleotides long. Its product is annotated as golgin subfamily A member 7-like. The transcript has 6 exons. Gene Ontology annotation, biological process: peptidyl-L-cysteine S-palmitoylation; Golgi to plasma membrane protein transport; protein targeting to membrane. Gene Ontology annotation, cellular component: palmitoyltransferase complex; Golgi stack. The record is from RefSeq and is a predicted model, not a curated record. Bases 55 to 489 code for a protein of 144 amino acids. Lineage: Eukaryota; Metazoa; Chordata; Actinopteri; Gobiiformes; Gobiidae.
UGAACCGGAAGUGACGUUGGGUCUGACGGAAGUGGGGCGGAGGAGGCAGCAGCCAUGGCCGAGACCCACAGCCUCCAGGAGCUGCAGACUCCUCCGGGCUCGUCCAAAGUCUUCAUCCAGAGAGAUUACACCUCAGGGACCACCUGCAGGUUCCAGACCAAGAUCCCCUCAGAGCUCGAGAACCGGGUGGACAAGCAGCAGUUCGAGGAGACGAUCCAGACGUUGAAUAAUCUGUACGCGGAGGCGGAGAAACUGGGCGGACGCUCGUACCUGGAGGGAUGUUUGGCCUGUGUCACCGCCUACACCAUGUUCCUCUGUGUGGAGACCCACUACGAGAAGGUUUUGAAGAAAAUCUCGAGGUUCAUAAAAGAUCAGAACGAGAAGAUCUACGCCCCCAGAGGCGUCCUGCUCACAGACCCCAUGGAGAGAGGCCUGCGCGUCGUGGAAAUCACCAUCUUUGAGGACAGAAGCGUCGGCUCCGGCAGAUAAAAACACCAGACCGGACGCGUUGUCGUCUCUUCGUCGUCUUCGUCGUCUUUGGAGUUUCCUGUACAGACAUUUGGACCUGUUCUUGUUAUUUAUGAAUUUUCACAUGUGUCGUCUGUAAUUAUUUUUAUUUCCUGUUUUGUUUUUUGUGUUUUUUUACGCUCGUUGCCAUGUCCCCUGCGCUGGGUUUAAACUCGCAGCGUUGGUUUGCGGCGCAGAAAUCCUCUUUGUGAGUGUUUGUUGGAUCAGGUGCACGUGUCUUUACCUGCGUUUUUAUCUGUGCAUGAACGUGACUAAAUCUUCAAGUCUUUAAACGCACUUCUGUGGGAAAUGUUCCUCUGCAUCCACUUUUUAAUAUGAUGAUUUUUCCUUUUUGUAUUUCUUUUACUACCAACAUCUUUAAACUAUCGUGUAUGUUUAAAUUUACCACUACUGUGUUUUUGUUGCAUAAAAUAAGCCACUAUUUGUGUCAACAUGUAAAUAAAUGUGUAUUUCCUGAAACUCUGGAA